CCCCCCAAAAAAAAAAGAAAAAAAAGAAAAGGGGAGCCCCUCUGGGGGACACACCCCACCUGCUCUGGUGCUCGCUGCGGUUGGGGUGAUGGGUCUGCCCCCCCCUUCAUCCUUUCUCCCUUUACCUGCCGCUGCCCCACCCGUCCCGGCGCUUCCCCGGCGGGGGGUGUUGGCCCGUCCGCGGCGGGGGCAGCGGGGCGUGGGGGCUGUGGGUGGCGGUGAAGGCGGCGUGUGACAGAUGUCCUCCUCUGACAGCUCUCGGUAUCAGCCCAGUGGCUCCCUGCCAUUGGCUCAGUGCAGCCGACCGGCAAGGCUGCUCGCUAUAAUAACACUAUGCCUGCCAGAGGCGGCAGCUCAGACGGCUCCGCCGCGGCCGUGCCGCCGCUCCUCCCCCGGCAGCCAGCGCCGCGCCGAGCCUGAGGGGCUGCAGCCCCCCCUUCCGCAGCCGGCCGGCGGUGCCGCACAUGUCGCGGGGCCCCGCCAGCCCCGGCCCUCCCCGCCGAGCCCAGGCCGGCCUGAGCGCCCCGGCGGUGGUGGGGAGGCGGCCCUGGCCCCAUCCCCGGCCCCAUGGAGUGCUACUACAUUGUCAUCAGCUCCGCGCACCUCAGCAACGGGCACUUUCGCAACAUCAAGGGAGUUUUCCGAGGCCCCCUCAGCAAGAACGGGAACAAAACUCUGGAUUAUGCUGAAAAGAAAAACACGAUAGCGAAAGCUCUGGAAGACCUUAAAGCCAACUUCUACUGUGAACUCUGUGACAAGCAGUACUAUAAACACCAGGAGUUUGACAAUCACAUUAACUCUUACGAUCAUGCUCACAAACAGAGACUGAAAGAACUGAAACAGAGGGAAUUUGCUCGAAAUGUAGCAUCUAAGUCACGAAAAGAUGAAAGGAAACAGGAAAAAGCCCUUCAACGUUUGCACAAGCUAGCCGAGCUAAGGAAAGAGACAACGUGUGCUCCUGGAAGUGGCCCUAUGUUUAAAUCCACUACAGUGACUGUGCGAGAUCAUUGCAAUGAUAUCCCACAAAGCGCUGCCAUAGAUUCUGCCAACAAGCAGGAUUUCAGCUGCACGUUAGUGCAUGAUGCGCAGAAUUGUAAAGACGUAACUUCUGUCAUUUCCUCCACUGCUGGACAUGCAUGUAGUGAUAAAUCUGACGCUAACAAAUGUGGAGAUCAGGUUCAAGGAGCUCACGGGCAUCGAGUUGGGUUCUCUUUUGCUUUUCCUAAGAAAGCAGUAGUCAAACUGGAGUCUUCGGCUGCUGUUUUCUAUGAAUAUAAUGACGAAACCUCUAUGGAGCAUGGAUUUAGCAGAAGAAGUAGGUUUGUUCCAGGAGCAUGUAACCUUCAGUCUCCUUCAGCAGCAGAAAUAGUCCUGUGCCCUGAGGAGAAACAUAACUGUUUUGACCCACUGAUGGAAAAAUGCAUAGACACAGCAGAAGCUCCUGAAGCUCAGGAGUCAGAAGACCUGGGUGGUGAAGAAAAGGUGCUAGAGAGUCCUGUAUUAGCUCCUCCUGUGUCCCAUUCAAAGCAACUGGUGUCCUCGGACGUGGAGGGUUGUGGUAUUGAUGUAGGUGCCACAGACUUGCCGGACCAGACGCUGCCCGCGGUUCUGGGCAGUGCUCAGGUCCUGCCCCUGGCCUGCAGCAGUUAUGAGCUGCAGGCGAACGGGGAUCUUGUGCAGGAGGUUGUGGAGCAUUGUUUACCUCUGCAGGAUGUUGUGGAGGAAAAUGAUAAAGAUGGGAGGAGUGACUCAUGCACAACUGAACCUGAAAUAAAAAAGCCUGGGUCAGAUGCAUUUGUUCCAUCGCCAUCUGAAGAAGCUAACACCAGAGCCCCACAAAAUAAACCAGACAUGCGCAAGAGACCUUGUGAACCCUUUUUUCCUGUUCUUAGCAAACAUGGGUCAAAUAUUCUUCAGUGGCCAUCAGAAAUGUUAAUUUACACAAGUACAGACCCAUCAAUUUCUUAUAGCUGUAACCCUUUAUAUUUUGAUUUCAAGUCAUCAAGAAUGAGUGACAGCCAAGAGAAGCCCAAGAAUCAGCCAAACAUACCUCAUUUGCACCGUAAAACUGAAUCCAACCAUAGCAUAGUCUCAGAUUUUACAAGUAAACCUAGUUCAGAGUGUGGUGAUCAUGAAACAGAAAUGAAUAACAAUGUGUGCAACUAUACAAUACCCCUUAUAAGCGAUGUUUCCCUCAUCAGAAAUUGUGAUCUUGCAAAAAAUCAAAAUGAAGUGUCCUUGGAUAAGUCAUUCAGGAUUAGAAAAAUAGAGAAGUAUCACAUAUCUAAAAAUCACUUAGAACAAAACACUGUGACAGAUGAGAGAUAUAACAAAGUCUGGAUCAAAGAAAACCAUGAAAAAUGGCUUCACAAAAGUAGAAAACGGAAAAGAAGAAGAAAAUUAUGUCAUUGUCAUCAUCAUCACUGUGGCAACACAACAGUGGCAGAAAUUGAGAUGUCCUCAGUGACUGAAGAAGAAAUCAGUUACAGAGACGAAAAUAAAUAUCAGCACCUCCAGAAUAACCUGGAGAGGUGCAGACAUGAUGUGGGGAAUAUCUGGCUAGCUACAGAUGAGAUACAGCAGUCAUAUAAAAAACUCGGCAUCGAAAAUGGUCAGAAGAGAGUCAUGUCUGCAUCAGACCAUGUACAUGGGGACAGAGGCUGGUGUGACAUUUGGAGUGCAAAAAAUAGCAGCCAACACCAUGGUUGUAAGCAAUCACACAGAAAGAGCAAAGCCAGCUCUCGGAGACAGUCCCAGCAGCUGGCUCUGACCUCCAGGAGGCCCCUCUUAAGGUGCCCUAAAAUGUCUUGUAGCUGGAAAGUCAGGAGGUCAAGCUGUAGCCCUGAGCAUAAAUGUUUAGGACACUGCAGUGAGAAGAAGAGUCUGAGUCAAAACCAGUCCAUAAAGAGAGGUUACAACGUUCUGACAGAGGAACAUGAAAAAUCCCACCGCAAGCGGAGACAGCAUACCUAUUCCUCUUCAUCGGAUGAAAGCUCGUAUGGACAGACAGCAGCAGAGGAGUAUCUAAGGCAAGUGCAUACUUUACAUGCACAUCACAAGUCAAGAGGGAAACGCAGGAGAAGGAAAACUAGAAUCCAUCAUGUGUUGCUUGACAGGAAUGCAAGAAGUGAGACCAAACCUUCUGAAGAAAAUUCUACAAAUUCUAUAUUAAAUAUUUUGGGGGACUUCUUGACUCAAGAAAGCCUAGAGGAAACUAGAGUGGAUCCUAAAGCUGAUCGUGCAAAAGGUAUGGAUGAAACAAUGCAGCAGGAGGAGAGCAAGGCACCUCUGGAAACUGAUAGUUCGAACAUGGUGGAAAAUGGCAAACUGAUGGCAUGCAAAGCAUUGGAAAGCUCUCUGAGCACAUUUUCCGAUGUCAUCACAGGUUCUUCUGCUUCUGUUCCUGAGCACGGUGCUCCGGCACCUGCCAGCACACAGGACGUUCUGCAAGAUGAAAAGAAAAAAGAAAAUGUCAACGGUCUUGAAAACCAAGCUCAUUACAAAGUUCCUCUCCCUAACAGACAUUUGGAACAAGCUCCCCCUAAAUCUUAUCUUUGCCAUUAUGAAUUGGCCGAGUCUCUACCACAUGAGAAAAUCAAUGAGGUGACCAGUGAAUGGGUACAGUGUAAUCCUGCCAUAUUCAGAAGCCCACCACCCUUGCCAUUCAAAGAAGCACAUGUAAACAGUCAUACCUUUUUAACUACGGAGCAGUUAAUAGCCCCCUUCACCCUACCCGAUCAGGCAUUGAUAUUUCCUCCAGACAACCACGAAAAAUUCAAGGAUCUCCCAUCCGAGGCAUAUCAGCAGAUCAUACCACAAAACAUGCUGGCCAACAAAGUGAAGUUCACCUUCCCUCCCCUGGCGAUCCAGCCCCCGAAUUCCCCGCUGCAGCCCUUACCCUUGCAGCCGCCACUGUGUUCUACCUCUGUCACCACCAUCCACCACACCAUCCUUCAGCAGAACGCCGCCACCGCCAGUACGUUGAAGGUUCUCCAGCCACACCAGCAGUUCCUCUCGCAGGUCCCAGCUCUUUCCAGAGCACCUUUACCUCAUCUACCAGUAGGACCAAGGCUUUGCCCAGCAGGCCACGUGGCUUUCGUCGCCCCACCACAUUUGCCACUGCUGCCGCCCUCUGUCCUGCACCCGACCCAGCUGGCGUUUCCCCCGCUGCCACACACCGUCUUCCCAUCCUUGCUGUCCCCCCACCCAGCUGUCAUCCCCCUGCAGCCCCUCUUUUAGGACGGGUUCUCGGGGAUGGGAGAAGGAGCCUUCAGCUAACUGGUCCUGCUGUUUCUACAGUCCCCUCAGCUUUGCAAAGCGGUUCUGUGAGAUAAACUGGUUAAAAUUCCUUGUUUCUUGGGAAGCAUUUACUGUAAGUAUAAUGAUGCAAACAUUCAUGUAAAGUCCAGACCUAUACCAUAACUAAAGCACUGAAUAGCCUGAUACUAAUAUGAACUCUCUAUAUAAGUGAAAAUAAUGUCUUAGAAUAUGUAUAAUGUAUAUAAAAUAUAUUUAUAGUUCUAUAACUUAUGUUGUAAAGUAUUCACUUUUUUGUUUUUUAUCUUUGUGUAUUUGCACCUAUUUAAUGUUUAGACAAAGCCGAUGCACUAUGUUUUGUACUAUGUUAUCUGAAACUGUAAAUCUAGUGACAAACUAUCUCUUGCAAUAAAUUUUUGUUAACUACUUAAGUAUAUCAAAAAUCUUUCAUUCUAAGCCUCAUGGAUGUUGUUCUUCCCUGUUCUUCUGCAGCUGAAUAGCAUCCCUAACCCCUGCUAUGUUGGGAUAAUCAGGUUUCCUACACGUCAGUGAUUUAUCAGGGAGGCUGAGAGGCUAAUACCUCGAGGGCAGCUGUCACACUGAGCAAGAGAGAAAGGGUAACAGAUCUGUUUCUGUUAGCGCUUUGAUGUCAUUGUGACAAAUUUUACCUGCUUAAGAGUAUGUGCGCAAACUGCUGACUUUUGGAGCUAAUCCCUUCUAUACUAAACCACAAGAAGACAAUGUAACAAAAAUAACAUCAGCGAUUGGGGCGAAGGGAGGGCGGGAAAGGAAGAUAUCAACAGCAGUUUGACUUGAAGGAGGUAUUGGUUGUAGUGAAUAGGUGGGGGACAGGUCUGACGAGGUGAAGGACCUCGCUGCCUGUGCAAUACAUGACGAAAGCAAGAGCACAUAGACAUGGAGGGGAGGUCAGAAACAGCUUCACGUGGGGAACCCACCAGGGUUUUAUUCAAAUUCUUACCUCACUUCACCCCCUGCUUUCCUGGAGCAUUUUGGUAAAUAAAUAGAAUAACAUAGGAUAGAAAUUUAAAUAAUGCUAAUAUAUUGCCACUAUUUCUAAUUGUAUUUCAGAGAAUUCUCCCUACCUCUGCAACGUUUUUCUUGCUGUCGAACCUCACCCAGCUUCAGCCCGGGAAAUCUUCCCGUUUGCUGUAGUAUAUGAGACAGAUCACGCCCACGCCUGUGAUGGUCUGGAAUAAAUCCAGAAGUGGUUCAGAGACAGAGCCAUCUCUUUGAGUUAAAAUGAUAUGUAAUCAUGUGAGUGAAGCUAAGGAUUUGCAGCAUGACUGUUAGUGCUAGAGGUAGGCCCUCCAUAAUUAAAGGUAGGUGUUAGCUCUCCAAUUGAUUACUUCUUUCCAUAUUUUUAUAUAGUAUAAUAAACAUAUACAGUUGAACUGAAAGAAUAGUAAUUUUGGAAUAUUAUUAAUAUACAUUGCAUAUUAAUAGUUAAAGACAUUAUCCAUUUGAGGACUAAUACUAUAUCUUAAAACAUAUAUAUCUGGGUGUUAUUUUCUGCAUCUAUAGCAUUAGAACUUACCUAUAUCAAUAUUGCAAGUUUUACUAUAAUAUUACAUUAAAACUAUAGCAAAGAGCAUCUUGCCAUUAUGAUUACAGUGUCAGCUGCUCGAGGGAUGUGAGUUUUCCGUGUCAUGCAGUUACGAAGGGCUAAACUACAUUAAUAAGCAAAAAGUCAAUAAGAAGGAGCAGAUGAGCAGUCAGCGUCUGGAGAGCCCUUGCCUGAGGCUGUGGCACAGAGUGGGAUGUUGCUGAGCAUCUGUCCCUCUAAUGCCGUAAAUAAGGCAUUUUUUCUCUAGUUGUUAUUUCAGGUAAAUGCCCGUUUCAGUUUAUCUGGUACCUGAAAAAUACAGCAUAUAAGUGACUUUAUACUCCUUUAUUUCAAGAGUGUAAUCUGUAUGUCUCCACUACCUCCUGUAAUACGCAGGUGCCAAGCAAGCUCUAAGCGUGGAAAUCUCUAUUUGAAGGUGCAAGGUGGGUGGUAGCUCCUUCAUCUCCCAUCUCAGCUGACUUGCGCUGGCUUUGGUAUUUUUGUGCUAGUCAGUGUAGAUGGUCACCAGGGUUCUGAUGUCUUAUCAAAGGCAAAAUCCACCUGAUUAUAGAACAGUAUGCUUGAAAAAAUAAACCACGUAGAACAAUUAUGAUUGCAUGGGAUCAUAUCCAUAUAUUUUAAUCUGGCAGAAGAUUUAAAAUUGCCAAUCUCAGGUUUUCAAUUGCAACGUUCAUUGAAAAAUCCCAUCUAUUAACUUAGAAGUCAACAUUUUUCAAAAACAUGUCCAAACAGCUUUGCACAUUACCUUUUUUCUUACAAUUUAAAUUAGUUUUUUUCUAUUUUAAGUUGUUAAACAGUUUUAAGACAUUGCACAAUUUUUUCUUAUCUACUGUAAUUGCUUUUUGAUAGUGUAUAAACUACUUAAAAUACUGAUAGCCAUCACAUGUAAUAAUUUUCUAAUACAUUGCCUUUAGUGCUAGAACUGUUUGUAUGUGUGACUUCAUAUGUAAAAGCAAAACCAAUAUAAAAAUAAAUCACAAGUUAGUUUUAAAUUGAACACGCUAAAUUAAAUGACCGAAUAAACUACUCUUUUGAGUUUCUGCUUUAUUCUUAAAUAUGUAACUUUGAAUAAGCUGUGUAAGGGUAAUUCUUCUUUUUUUAUCUUUUAUCUGGUAUUUUAGAUUAAAUGUGUAUUUUUAUUCAUUAACUUGGUAGUCUAUAAAUAAAAAUUAUUGAAAAUGCUAAGUAAUAAAUUUUUGUCAUUCUAGGUAAAUUCCACCAUAUUUUUAAAAUUAAUAAAUUUACUUUUGAAAUUUCAAAUAUACACAUAUCUAGUGUGCCUGUGUUCCUGGCCGGUUUGCCAAUUUUUAUAAUUAUUGGGCUGUCUUCCCAGUCUAAACAGUAGAAGUGAUAAACCUCAAUUGCAAGAGUUUAAUCUUUAGACCUAAACCUAAAUGAGGUUAUAGAUUUUAUGAAGUGAUUUCUAAGAACAGCUGCACAGAGAAAUGCUUGAAGUUAAUCUGUUCCGCUGAGAUGAGAAGAGUAUCUUUUUUUUUGGUCCUUGGAAAGCUGCACCCUGUCCAGACUAUGAUUCUUGAAGAAGUACCAUUUCUCAGGUAAUGUGAACUAUAGAGGAGCUUUCGGGCAUUAAGGAACAUAAUUAUCUCUCAUUGUUAUGGGCAGUUUGGAGUAAUCAGACUCUCUUAUCUUGUCUGUAAGUAUGUAGGAGUUUUUUACUGCUACUAAUACAAGCAAAAAAUCAAAUUGUUUAUUUGGUUUCCUUCACAAACUAGAAGCUAUGCAAGCUGGGGAGAAAACACCAGAUUUCCAGUUCUACAAGAGUGAGCGAUGGGUAGAAACACUGGUAAAAGAAGCAGCUUUUAUGGAAUAUUAUUAAGUCAGAAUGUUUCUACCAUUUGGUGUAAUGAAACAACAAUGAAAUCAUUGUGAAGAAAAGACAUCUUUACUUGCAGUUUUAACUUUUUAUUAGUUAAUAAACUUUUACUCUCUUAAAAACUCACUUGGAUAUGGUAUUCACACUAAGCUUUUGAAGACUUCUGGGACAUCCAUUUAUCUUUAAUAUAUUACUGUACAUUAUAAUAUACUUAUGCAAUAUACAACAUGGCUAUAACUUUUCUGUCGAGUUAAUUUUCUAUAGUUGUGUAUUUUUCUCAAAAUACAUUUUUUGGAUUAUGACAAUAUUUACUUUAUAUGCUGCCUUUAAAAUACAGCUUUCAGUUUAUUUGGCCAGACUCCUAAUUGGUGUAAAUCAAUGUACAACUUCUGACUUUGGUGGAAUUUCAUUUAUUUGUACCAGCCAAAAAUUGCUCCUGUUGCAUUGUUAAGGUUUUUGUUAACUUUCCCAGAUUAAGGCAAUAUAUUCUGACCAUGUGAAUGUAUUUCGAAGACAGUUAUUUGUUUGUAACUAAGGUGGUAAAUUUUUAUUUACUGAGUAUUUUACUGUGGUGCUCAUAGUCUACACAUUCAAAAGUCCAUACAUUCAUUGUCUGAUAUCCAUUACUGUACAUGGCCUAAAGACUUGUAUAUAUAUAGCAGUACAAAUAUUUAUGCAAUAUGUCUACUUGUAAAAUUUUACAAAGCUAUAUUAACUCUAUCAGAAGUAAAGAUGUUUUUACUGUAUAAAGAUAAUUUGAUAUUUUUAAAUUAAUAUGGCUUACUAUCUAAAUGGGUGUGUUAUUUUAUAGAUCACUUAGAUUUAAAGUUUGCAACAGGCAUGGUUUUGUAUGUUAUUUUACAUCUUUUCUUCUCCCCUUUACUUCAGGAACACUAUGAAGUUUUCUCUUUUUCUGUUUGUAAGAUUAUCAGAGUUUAUCAAAAUUUAUAUAUUUAUGAAUACCAUCAGGCUUUUUUAUUACUUUUAGCUGAAAAAAUAGUGUAUCAACUUCAAGAAUUAUAAGACAUCUUAUUUUGCUUGAAGUUUCUGUUUUAUUUUAUGGAUUUUAUGAAAAGUUGGGAGAAUUUCUACCUUGAGUCAGAAAUUUGACCUGGUGGUGAAAUUUUGAAACCAAUGAAGUCUGAGGAAGCUUUGCUAUUAAUACUAUUGAGGAUUUAUUUUGACCCGGGGCAUUAGGGCUCUUUAUUUAUUAAAACUUUCUAAUACUUGCUGUUUUCAGUUGAAUCAUAAUUUCAUAAGGUACAAUAAGGAGCACAAUCCAGUAAAGUUAAUCCAUUUUAAAUCAGCCUUUUACCUCUUUUGUUGUGAGGAUAUUUGUGUAAUUAAGGACUGUAAAGGUAUAUCUUUAAAAUUUUUGUUAUAUAUCAUCAGUGUUUUGAAACAAACACAUACAUGCACCUUCUAUUCUUAUACCAAAGAAAAAAAGUUAAUUAAAACAUUGAGUUUUCUACCUGUACAGGUUCAUUUAGAAGUUUUAGUAAGUAGGACUACAUACAUUACAAUAUUUAGGUAAAGUAAUGUAUCUGUGAUCUUUAUUUUUGCUGGGAUAAGGUGGAAAUGUGCAAAUACAUCUAGAGAAAAAAACAUUAUAAUUAAGUAAACUUCAAAUGUGAAUCUAUGAUGGCUAUAGUAUUGUUUAUGUGAAUUAAAGAAGGCUACUGUUAAAUCAGCAGUGGUGUUUGUUUGCAAUGAAUAUGACUUUUAAAGAUAAAUUAUUUUAUUUAUUUUUUUCCUGAAGAAAAACAGCAAACAGGAAAGUACUUUUGAAAAUGGAUUUUUUUUUUUUUUAAUGAACUGUGGAUAGUACCUGUGUACCUUUCUCAAGGAUGAGAAACAGCAACAUCACCGGGUGACCCACCACUGGGCAAGAGGAACAUGGAGGAGGAUUAACCACGUUCUUCCCAGCAAAGAAAUGGAUAAUAACGGAAGACUCAAUAGUGACUGAAAUAUUGUUUUGCAAACCCCGGCAAGUGAAGUGUCCCUCAGCUCACUCAGCUGGGUAGUUCUGUGUCCUACUGAUGUUCUCCCAGUGAGUGCUCGUCUGCAACAGGUUGCUUCUGGUCAUCAGAAACAAACAUAUCAAGGUACCAGGAUUACGUGAUGCAUUUUUCUCUGCAACAUCCCCUGGACAUUCUGUGAUGAAAUCUUCAACUAGAUGGGCUCUGAUUUUAUGCUGCAAGCCUUGUGUCACGGUUAUCAAAACCUCAGGUCAUGUGCUCCUAUUACACAUAUCAGCAUCAUCUUUGAAAAACCAGUGUAUCAAUGCUAUUGUGACCUGGUUGAGAAUGAAGAAUCUUCCUGAUCUAAGUUGCACCUAUAUAAGCCCAGGAGACGAGAUGGGGUGCAUCUGAAGGUGAUGCAGGACAGAAACAUCACAGCAAAGCUGCUCUCCGGUGUUGGAAAGGUUGUGGCAACUGCAGGUGCUUCACAAAGACUAAAAAACCCAAAUAUAACAUCUGCCUUCAAAAAAGGAAGGAAGGAGGAUCUGGAGAACUACCAGCCAGUUAGCCUCACCUCAGUCCCUCUGAAAGACUUAUUGUUUGGAUUUUCUGGACUGACUUUGGGUCUGGCUUGUAACCCUGCCUUUGCUGAGGAUCACCGGACUUUUGAUGGGUCUUGUUGUUGUCGUCAUCACCAUGCUGCUCACCUGGAUUAGGAGCUCCAACUGUGAGAUGAUGGGCUGCUGUUGUUCCAGACAUCCCUCAAAUGUUCAGUGGGACGAUGAGACAAACACCUGUUUGUUUUCACAGUCUGUAUAAUCGCUACUGCUUUUGCAGCUGGUGCACUACAUAAUUCUUUGAGGUAUGUGCUAAAUAGUCACAAAUGACUUGGAGGAAAUUCUGGAAAAAAAUACAGAGAAUAAAACUUCCAGCAGUUUCUGCUCCCAUCAGAUUUUAAACCUGGUUGAGCAAGAGAGAGCACAGGGAGGGGAGCGGGAAAAGGGAGGAUUUAAAGAUUGCAAAUGUUUCUGGGCUGCUAACAUGACAUUUUUCAGCUACAAAUAAGUCUUCUGUAAUAUAGAAAUGAUGCAGAAAAUAAGCGUUGCCACUUUACUGUUUCUGGCAGGAGUUGGUGUUUCAUCAUUUGGACGUAUCAGGUACUUUCUUUGUGACUAUGGUAUACUUUAAAAUGACAAUGUUUCAAAUGAUGACAAAAUGACAAAGUACUGAUCUGUGGUGGAAAUCUAGCAUGGCAAGAGAGAUUCAGACAGGCAAUAUUGUCUUGAAAGGGAGCUGGAAGAGCACUUGGCUUUCAGUCUAUCUGUUUACUGUGCUUUAUCUUUGCUGAUUCACUACAAGGGAACUAGGAGCUGUGAAUGCUGCCUUGAAAUGUCUCUAAUUUGUGUGGAGGGUAGUGCCUUUGUGGUGUUCUCUCUUCCAGCAUUUGGAGGACUUAUUUAUACAACAUUGUUCAUCAUUCUGGAAAUAGAGCUAAAGUCAAACCUAGCACAUUUGCUGUCAUUGGAAUAUUUAUGUCCAUCCAAAUAGUAAGGAAAAAAGUUCUGCAGUUAAAACUCACUUGGUACAUUUAAAUGGCCACGAUUCCUUUUGUGACUCUCUAAUAGCAGAGGCUAUCACUUGCCUUUCAAAGAUAGGUGUUCUGCCAGUCUUUACCAAUCCAGGACAUCCCUUGAUGUGCACAGUAGUUGCCAUGGGACAGAACCACAGUAUGUGCUGGACAGCACCGACAACUACUGGUAGGGAAGAGCCCCAUGGAUGGGACUGUACUGCUGCCAUUCCUGUGACAGCAAGCCAGGGUGACAUCUCCACACAGCUCCGUAAUCCCAUAUGAAUUUUCUCCUGAGGGACUGAGUGGGAUUUUGGAGGAUGGGAGUGAAGACGUUGUGUGGUCACAAAAAAGGAUUUGUAUUCUGUAGAAAAAUAGUGUGUGUUAUUAAAGUACUGGUUAAAUAAAGUCUGACUAAAAUACCUUCUGUUCAGUAAGGCCUAAAGUGAAAUGAGACUCCUGAAGUGUACAAACACAUACCAGAAAAGUUGUAGUGAAUUAUAUUACUAUUUAAGAAGCUGGAGUUAUUUCUAAAUGUAAUAUGUCUGUUUCAACUGAAAUUAAUCUAGACAGGCAUAUUGUGAUACUUUUUUUUUUUUUUUUCCUGAAUUUACUUUGACGGCUGUUCUCAUGAGAGGCUCCAAAAGUGGGACUGAUUUACAGCAAGGAUGAUGCUCGCAAUCAUCUUGUUCCCCAUCUUGCCAACAGGUUUGAACUGUUCAGAGGCCACAACUGAUUGUAAAAUGCCAUAAAUGGAACGAGAUCUUGAAUGAAGCUACACAGUGUCCUUCAGGUAAAGAACUGUUUCUUCAGGUAUGACUGCUGUAAUGGCAGUUUUAGAGUGCUAUGCUAACUACUGUGCAUGGUGUAUUUUUGGUGAGCAAAUUAUAUGGUGCUUCAGAAACUAUUUCUCUGCCCAGGGGCUGCUCUAUGGCUGUGUUCAGUUCGAACUUCUCUCAUUAUUUUUGUGAUUAAAUUAUGUUUCUAAACAAACAAACAAUUUUGGACCCCAGAUCUAAAGCUCGUACAUAUCUGUUUGAAACAAAGCAUUGAAAGAACCUCCCUCCGUGCUGUAGGAGACUCAGAUUUUCCAAGUAAUAUGUCAAAGUCUGUUUCCAAAGUCAGGGUGGUAUGACUGGUUAGCGAUGUACUUUUGAGAUUUGAAGUCUGAUUUCUUACUUCUACCUUCCAGGCUUUGGUUUUAAUCUUCUGUGGAGAUGGGCUGAACAGAAUAGCUGAUCUGUAAUUGGGAGAGAUUGCCACAAUCACCUCUGUGAGAGUUACUCCUGUUCUUGGCAUUAUUGUAGUUAUCAUUUUCAGCUAUAGUGCUUUUGUAAGACAAAAAUAACCACGUUCCACUUACCCUUUCAGUAUUAUUGAACUAUUUCAGUGUUGACAAUUUUUUUUUUUUUUUCCCCUGUUGAUCCUGGGAUUUGAUACAGUACAACAGAAGUUAUACACAGGAGUUGGCAGCCUAUUCAGAUCUUGUUACAUUGUCUGCUUUUUAUGCCACAGUUUUCUUAUACCUCUGACUGCUCCUGGAGAGGUGACCCUUCCUGUCCGCUUAUUUCCUAAUUCUUAUGAACUGGGGAGGCAAACUGGUGUGAUCAGACUUCAUGUGACUGUUAAAUAGAAGUUGUGCUAAGUAACAGACUAGCACUCUAGAAAUUUGAUUUCAGAUUUUAUCUUUAGCAAAUAUUUCUAGUGUGAUCACACUUACUCCAUUGAUCAGUCUGUGUGUGAUCUGCAUCCUACCAAGUUUAAUAAAUACAUUUCUUUGUAUUCCAGUGAACUUAGGUUCCUCAUCCACUAAGUGUAGCCAUUGCUUUCUUGUUUCUCAUGUUUCUCUGUAAAGCGGACAAAGCACAAUGUACAUGUAGGCGCCCAGGAAAAAUGCAUGGCUCUGGUGGCAUAAGAGUAUUGCUACUAAUGAUGAAAGAAAACAGCCUUUACAAGGUUAUCCAAAAAUUCAGAAAGCAUUUGUGAUGCUCUGAGAAUUGAUACAAAAUCUGAUCAGUCUUGGAGAAUAAAUCACCACAGAAACAUGGAGUACAAGAUCUCUUACCAAAAUUCCCCAUGGAACUGGUUUUCUGGAAGCAGACUUUAGUAUUAGUAACAGGACCAGCAUACUGGAAGGAAGCUUGUUAUAAUACAUGCACCUGAAAAAUAGCAGGGACAGCAGAAAGAGCAAUUAUUUCAUUGGAGCUUACAGAGAAGGACUAAAGUAUCUUCUUUCAGCACGGCAGAAGCUUGGAUCGCUCUUCAGAUGUGCGAGCAUAUGAACCUCAUUUAGAAACUCUCCCUUUUCGUCUUUGAUCCAUGGCAAUAAAGAGGCAGCACUCCUUUGCGAACUUUAAUGCAGUCCUUUGGACAAUGAACUCUCCGUGCAGAGGAGGCACCGGGCACUGAAGCAAGGUGAGCUCCACAUUGACAGCUUCUUGGCGAUUAUGAAAUGGCAAGUGAAGGUACCGUGUCCUGUUCACUGCAGCCGAGCCUUUAUUAUCAUGGGUAUAAAGCAUAGAGGGUAUGGCGGAUGCACUCGACCCCCCCCAGCCAAACCAGCAGCGGUUUGGUCCAGGCUCCAGAGGAGGGAAGGGCCUGAGCCACAGCCAGGCCAAGAGCUCCUUCCAGGAGACCCACAGGUAAGCAGAAUGGACACUGAACACCAGUAACUUGUGGGCGCAGGGAGUCUCGUGCAUACUCUUCCUACUGUAUGCAAUUGAGUACAAGUCAACCACUUUAUUCUAUAAAUACAACAGCCUGGAUGAGCCCGCUUUGAGUCUACGAUUUCCUAUGCUUGGGCUGAGCCUCUGCACAGGUACUCAGCUUGAGCCAGACCUCCUGCUACUCUACUCCAUUAAAAUUUCAUUUUUUUUUCCGAGAACUUUGCUUCCUGAGACUAUGCUCUGCAUACGGUUAUCAGGUCUCUCCUGAAAGUUUGCCGCUGGAGCUUUAAACAUAGACAACAGAGCAAACGGCUGUCAGGGAGGGAAGACACCUGAAAGUUUGCUUUGUGAAUUGGUACAGGCUCCUGGAGAGAAGCUCACACACUAAUCUCCCCAGAAAUACCUCUGCAAUCAGCGCAGAGCCGAAGGCUUUAGGAUCUGAAAUCCUUUUCGCGGUGUCUGACCAGCUGACAAGUGUCCAGAGAGGUCACGUUUCCAACUCGGAGCUUCUCUGCCUUGCAAACAGAGCUGUAAACUAAAAAAACCUUAACCAAGUGGAAUUCCUGCCAUACAGUGUCUUCCAACUCCAACUUGAGCUGCCCCCAAGGCUGUUUAGAAUGAAAAGGUCUCCAAGUGCUUUUACAGGAAACUGGUUUUCUGGCAGACUGACAGAGCUGGGAAACACCAGUGAGGGAGCAAAGAUGAUGGCACCAGAGGCGAUGGAAAAGGCACCACAGCAUGUCAGCUGCAUGACCUGGAAGCUGAGAUUAUGAAACCAGUGAAGGAAACCAGAGUGGGCACUCAAGAAAGCUGGCAGUGAGGCAUGAUCAUCCUCUAAAUUAUUGUGUGAAUCUACCUCAGUGAUACUGUUAAACACCGUUGACCUGCACUGAAUAAUUUCACGUCUCCAGAAUUAAGUGCAUACACAGAAGAAAACACAAGAGGGAAAAAUGAACACAAGCUGAAAUGCUCAGAGAAGUGGACAAAACUGAAGGGAAAAAAGAAGGGAAAAAAGCCUCACCUGAACAUUACAGCAUGGAAUGAAAUGUAGAAGAAGUAGAAGAAUGGCAAGGUUUUUUCCUUGAUACUGAUGUUUCUGACAGUCCUUAACGUGAUUUCCUACAUCAAUGGGAACCACUAACAAGAGUAACUAUUUCCAAAGUUUGUUUUGCAGUUUUCAUUGCUGAGGUUCCUUACCUAUUCUUUUCAGUUCUGCUCAAGAGGCAGAUAAUGUACAGGGUAUGCAGGAAAAUGGCUCUUCGCUUCUUGUUGUGGGCUUCCCAUCUGGUACAGGACGUUUGCAGAUACAAUCAGAGAGAGUUUUCUAGGGAAGGAAAAAAAAAUAGUUUGGUCAAAUUUCUAUUAGGAAGGGUUCAGCAUGUUAUUACAAUCGUCUAGAAAAGCUCAGAGCAUCACUCCUAGCCUUACACAGAGGUAUCUUGGAGAUCGAGGUCCCUUUUAUCCCCAUAUCCAUUGAGCUACUGGCAAUUUUGAAUUAAUGUCACAAUGGAAUUGCCAAAGGGUUUUUGCAUUCUUAAAUAUUGUACCCUUCAGUGCUUCCAUUAUCAACAUCUCCAGCAAAGAGAGACGAGAACUAUAGGUGGUCUUGCAAAGUAUUUUCAGAGUAAGACAACAGUGACAUGUAUUUCAGACUUACUUAUUGAUAGAUUUGAGAAUGAAAAAGUAUUAGAGAGGCAGAAGACUGCAAUAAGGUGAUAAUCCAUUUAUUUGAACUGAGUACGCAACUGGCCUGUGGAAAGUUUAUCUGAGUUCUGAGUGUGUUUAGAAUUAAAGGAAAUCUGACCUAGACACUUACAGUAUUCCUAUGAUUACUAUCAUCAGCAAAAAGAAGCUGAAAAAUAAAAAUUACCCAAAGAUUAGAGGAUUAACACAGCAUUUACUAAACACCAUAAGAACAGGAGCCUAGCAAUGCCUACUCAUUCUCAACCAGUGUCGAAUCAAACCCUCCAUCUGAAGCGAUCUGAUGCUCAGCAUUCACAUCUGUGGUAAUUUCUACAUCUGGUGUCCCUGGUGCUUUUUAACCAACUUUCAAUUUUUCAGGAAGUGACAGGUAUAGGCAGAUAACAGAACGAGAAAACCCAGUAACUUUCUACCAACAGCUGCCAAUUUUUUCAAAACUAAAAAUAACAGCAGGACCCACUGCAGAAAGCAAGAAUGCAGGGCAGCAGAGAUUCCCCACCUCUCCCCCCUUAACACCCUCUAUUAUCAGAGCAGACUGGCGAGAUAAAAGACUGCGUAGCAUAUGUCAUUUGAGAGCCCCUUGUAUAAAAGAAACAACAUAAUUGCUCAGGUUGCUUUUGCACUGAAGAGCACCUACUAGCUUUCCAUACAUUUUAGGCUAGACCUGAUGAAUAAAAAGGUUUCCAGUCAGUCCUCAAGAUGUUACUGUGGAGUUGUACAUCCCCCUGAGAUCUGGAGCCUUCAACAGGGCAGUUGAUGGCUCUUUUAGAACCUUUUGUGCCCCACUGUACCUGUCACCUGUCCCAACAUAUGUAUCUAGGGUGGGCCAAAGUGCUGACAGUCACAUCCUCCCCCACCCCAGGGCAGGGUGACUUCACCUACCUACGGCUGCGGGGCAUGAGGAGUGGGACCCUUGGUCAGUUGACAGGGUCCUCAACAAAGGAGGUGCCCAGAGAAGCUGAGAAGCUUCUGGACAAUGUUGUAAUGCCCACAGCCAGAUCUGUCCAGGCUGUAAAACAGGGUCCCCACCAAAGACCCCCUUGGAGUGGUCUGCUCAAAGCAUCAGGUCUGUGAACUGGAACCCUCCCCUUAGACUGGGAAAAUGUUUAAGGAGACUUUGCGGGACCGAAAGCACCUCACCUCCUCCUGUGGUGAGUGGUUUUUGCUGGAUAUAUCCUGGAGUGAGCCCUCACCUAACCCAGGCAAGUGAUUAUUUCUUCUGGGUACCCUUUAGUGAGAGGCCUCUGGUUUUGUUUAUUGUGAAUGCGUGCACAUUGUGGAUCCUUAUUAUUAUUAUGUUGUUGUUGUACCCCAAUAGUCUCCUCAAUCGAUAUCCGAAUCUGUAUUUUAUGUUGUCAGAGUGCUAAAUAAUUGCAUAAACCCUGUCUCUCAUCAGUUUAUUGGCUACACUUUUCUGGCUAGAAUAAAAUCUGUUUUGGAACUCA
This is a messenger RNA of Columba livia (rock pigeon), 17016 nucleotides long. RefSeq names its product zinc finger protein 804A (gene ZNF804A). The transcript is spliced from 20 exons. The record is from RefSeq and is a predicted model, not a curated record. Gene Ontology annotation, cellular component: nucleus. The coding region runs from base 568 to 4239 and encodes 1223 amino acids. Lineage: Eukaryota; Metazoa; Chordata; Aves; Columbiformes; Columbidae.